Molecule: messenger RNA, 1861 nt
Organism: Drosophila albomicans
Lineage: Eukaryota; Metazoa; Arthropoda; Insecta; Diptera; Drosophilidae
Product: fibrous sheath CABYR-binding protein
Exons: 3
Coding region: 215-1417 (400 amino acids)
Source: RefSeq, a predicted model, not a curated record
GACUGAAGACCGAAGACUGACUCCAUAGACCCCAUUACUUGCAUUACACAAAACAGCCACUAAAAGUACAAAAACAAAAACAGUCAUCGUAUCUCUCGUGUGAUCAUUUUCAAAGUUUUUCUUUGCGUUGCGGAUUUAAGUGCGGUGUUGAAAGUGUCCUAAACUGAGAACAGUAGCACAUCGAAGUCACUAAGCAGCAGCUGUUAAAAGGAAGAUGUUCAUCCUAGCGUUGUUCUGCCUGCUGGCUGCCGUGGGCAGCCAAGCGAAGCCACUGCAACCUGUGGUGGAGCCGGCGCAGCACAUUGUGAUUGUGACACCGCAGGCGCAGGUGCAUCUGGAGCCAGCGGUGCGCUAUGUCCACGGCCUGUCGCCCUUGGCACGUGUCUCGGGCCCCCAUCAUGAGGAGACCAUUGUGUAUGUGCCCGCUGGCACAGCUGCUUCGGUGGUGCCCAAUGUUGCUGCCGUGCAGAGCGAUGCUGUUGGCACUGGCCGUGCUCGCAAUCCCUAUCAGGCACCGGAGGGCAAACAGAUCGAGGGUAUUCCCAGCAACAUCAACGAGAUCCAACAGCAGGCUGCGCAAAACAUUCAAAUCGCCACCGGACAAUUCACUGAAGCUGCUGCCGCCGCUGCUGCCACUGGUGCUGGUUUCUUCCCUGGAUUCUUCCCCAGCAACAAUGCCAAGGAGGAGCUGCAGGCCCAGAAGAGCGAGAAGAUUGAACUGAUCGAGACGCCAGCCAACACGCAACCAUUGAUUGCUGCCGCCGAGGCGCGUCACUUCUACAGUCUGCCUCAAGUGUAUCACACGCCCGUUGUCGAUGUCGUCCAUGGUCCCGUCUACACCUGGCCCAUCUCGGCCAUUCGUGCGCGCAGCAUCCAGCCCGACGAGGCUCCUCUGCAGGCCAUCGAACAGAAACCCGAAGCUGCUGCUUUGGAGGCAGCUGCGCCUAUCGCUCCUGCCGCUCCAGCUGCCGCACCAUUGGCACCAGAACUGCCCGAGGCUCAGCCUCUGCUUAAGGAGCAGAAGUUGCCCGAGUCCCCAGAGCAGCCGCUGGAGCAGCUGGCACAGACCAUCAUUCCGGCUGCUGCCGCUGAGCCCGCAAGUGAGUCGAAGCCAGAGAUUGCUGCACGCCAGCUGGAGGAGAGCAAUGCCAUCAAACCAGAGUUGAUUAGCGCUGAGAUCCCCAAGGAAGCCCUCAAGGAGACCCUGAAGGAAGCACCCAAGGAAGCGAUUCCGGAGCCCAUCAAGGAGGAGCCCACCAAGCCACUGGAGGAACAGCCCGCCGCCUCGCCGCUGAAGGCCAUCACCAUUCCCGAGGCGAUUGUUGAGACCCAAGCGCAGGCGUUGGCCAUCCAGCCAGCUGAGGCUCAGCCGGAGAUUGACAGUGCCAUUGCCAUCAAGGCAGCGCCAGAGGCUUAGGCCAAACUGAACUGAAAUCACUCACUCACACAAACACAAAUCAUCAUCACUCAUAAACACACACACACAAACGUAUAUAUUAACUAUAUGGGCAACUUUGGUACUCUACAAACUGCAAACUGCAUUUCGUGCCUUGGCCACAGCCAGGCCGUGGGUUAAAUAAUACAUUUAGUUACUAACACAGUCAGAGCAAUAAUUUUUUUCAGCAUUUUCCGACACACACACACACGCAUUAAUUAACAAACAAAACAAACACGAAAAUCUCGCAAAAAGUAUACAAAUAAAGCAACAUCAAGCAACACGCAUCUACAUAUACGUUCAUUCAUAAAACAUCAUACAAACAACGUUCAUAAGCAUCAUUCAUCAUCAUUCAUUAUAUUCAUAACCAUAACAAUUGCAAAUGUAAAACAGAACAAUAAAAAAAAGUGAAUGUAAAAUGUACAU